AUGUCUGGGCUAAAUUUUGUCAAAUCGAACAGCAACAUCGAUGCAAUGCUCGCCAACAAUAACUCUUCACCAUCUCAUCACAAAGAUGAUUCUGCAAAGAAAACAAUGACAAACAAAGAUCCAUUUAAAAAUUCUCCGAUAAAUCUUUCGAUGGAUAUUCCGAUGGAUGAAAAACCAGAAAAGUAUAAUAACAAUAAUAAUAAUAAUUCAACAACCUCGCUGACUCCUCCUCAUCCAAUUUCUUCUCAACAUUAUUAUAGGAAAUUAUUUUCGGCAGGAAAUGAUAAGACUUCAUCAUCACUAGAAAAUGAUUCAUCUCAAAACAGUCAUCAAAGCUCUCAUCAUUCAAUUUUGUCGCCAUAUUCUGUUCAGACAGGUCAUCCUCCGUCACCCAUGGUGCUAACACCACCUGCAUUAAUGUAUCCCGCAAACAACUAUCCUAUUGUCAUGCUUCCACCACAAUACUAUAAUACUUCACCCUCUAAUUCUUCAUUUCCGUCAAUGAUUACUGACGCUUUAUUUUCCCUAUUCAAAUAUAUCAUCACAUUUUUGAUCUCUAUUGGAGUUUUUAAAUUUGGAAAAAGAUGGUUUAAAUCAUAUUUUAGUUAUUUAUCCAAAAAGAAGAUAUUCGAAAAUUCUGAACCUCCAAUAGUAUCAUUGCCCGAGAAUAAUGAAAAUAGUGUUUUAGCUGAAUCCAAAGAGGAGGACACUGUUCACAAUAAUCAAGAACACCAACCUAUCGCCAGUUCCAAGUGGCAGUCUACUCAACAAAGAGAACCUAUCAACGAUAUUGGAACGAUUUUAUUCUUGCAAAGAGAAUUGAAUGAUUUAAAAUUAUACAUGAAUGAAUUGAAAACCAAAAUUAGCGACAUCCCUUCGAAUUCUUCCUUUUCAUCGACACUUUUAAAACAAAUCGAAAUGCAACACGAACAACAAAAAUUAGUGCUCUCUCAGAAUUUCUCUCAAAACAAACACUCUGAUAAUUUACUAAAUAUAAUGGAAAUGCAAAGAGAAAUUAGUAAUUUAAGAAGUGAUAUUUCCCAGCUCAAAGGAAUGAUGACAAUGACACCUACUAUUUUAUCUUCGAACAUUUCUCCGACAAGAUUGUAUCAAACAUCCCAACAUUCCGAAAGGGACAGAGACCAACAGAACUCCUCUGUGAUGCAUAACCCUUCUUCUACUGCUUUCCAACCCAAGUUUUUACAACAAAAUUUAACGAGCCACUCAGUGAUUAGAAACGAAGCAGAAGUGGAACAAACCAACUAUAGAGAAAUAUCUACUGACAGCAACACCAUUGAACGCCCUUCGUCACCGUCACUCAACAUCUCAUUCAGUAAGUCAAAGGAUGAGCCUACAAAAUAUGUGACUGGUAUUAACAAACGUACAUCAAUUAAUCAAGCCAUGGAAAUCGACACAAAUAGGACUGGAAUCGACGUCACAAAUAUCGUUCAAGAAAAACAACCAUCUCCAGUAAUUUCAUCUUCAUCAGAAAAGUCCAGCUCUGAAAAAACCAAUCAGUUCUAUGAUAACUCUGAAAAAACAGAAAAACCUGAAACUGAACCCGUUUUGAAUAGUACGAACACUAACUUUGAUUAUUACACAGAAUAUGGAGAAAAGAUUGAACCAAUCAGUGAAGAAGAAUAUAACCAAGUUUAUGAUGACUAUUUAAGUUCUCUUGGUAAGAGAUUUGAAAAUCAAUUCAAUUUUCAUACCGGGGUUGACGUGGAACAAGAGAACAACUCUGCAAAGACCAACAACCAAGAAGAUAAAUCUUCUGCCGCUCAUGAAGACACUGCAACGUCCACUACAGAAGAACAUCAAAUUGCGGAGAAUACUAAUGUUCAGCAACCUCAAGCGAAUAAGCACAUUUCUGAAAAUGAGCAAGCAAUUUAUGACGAUGGCACUACUCCUUCAGCUGAACGAAAAACAGUUUCUGAUUUUGAUACAACCUCUCCAGUGGAUGCCGACGUUUUCAAUAUCCUAAAAACACCAAGUCUUUCAUUUGACGAGUUGUUUGUUAAGGCUGCUCCCAAAACAGAGAGUACUGUGAACUAUGGAAAUAAUGAAUUCAACAGCAUCCAUAUGUACGAGGCAGAUAAUAUUAUUUCAUCCAAUAAUAACUCUGUCAAUCAAACCACAUUAAUGACUCCUUCCUUGAAAGAGGCAACUAAGGAACUUCGAAAAACUCAAUUAACUGCUAAGCAAAAGAAAUCUAAAAUAUUUGGAAUGUUGUUAGGUCCAGAAAAGAAGAAGAAAAAGAAGAAAGAUACUGCUCCAAAAGAGGAAAAGCAAUCAGAACAAGAACAGUUGCAAACGUCUCAAGAAAUUGCAUCAUCUUCAACCGAAGUCGCAGCACAAACCACGCCAUCAUCUACAGGCGAAACAAAUAACAUUGAAUUUGUCACACUCAAAGAACAGAAAGAAAAUAUUUCUUCCAAAGACACAUCCAACAAUCUCGAAGUAUUUACGAGAUUUGAAAACUAUCCAUUUGAUUCAGAUGAAAGAUUUCAAAGAAUGCUUUCAUUAACUGCAGAUGACGAUGAAUGUCCUGUCGACAAAAGCAAUCCAAACUUUUUAACAAUUCAAAAAGGAAUUUAUUUUAAACAAUUAUUGGGAAAUGAUGAAUUUGGUGUGGAGGCCUAUUUCAAGCAUAAAGGAAUUGAUAUUGGCAGUUCAGCUGUUCAGAACGAAUAA
Naegleria fowleri is the source of this 2694-nucleotide messenger RNA. RefSeq lists its product as uncharacterized. Bases 1 to 2694 code for a protein of 897 amino acids. The transcript has a single exon. The record is from RefSeq and is a predicted model, not a curated record. NCBI's taxonomy places the organism in Eukaryota, Heterolobosea, Eutetramitea, Acrasida, Naegleriidae.